AGAUGCCACUAUGCACGUUGUCGUAGGGGAGCGUGGGGCGAAGAGGGUGCAGCACGCUUUGUUUUGAAGAAGUAACAGUGCAGAGUUGGUGUCCAGACCAUAUCGAUAUCUCCGACAAUCGAUGAUGAGUGAUAAAACCGAAGAGAACAUCGAGAAGAGCGACGACAAGAAGGACAUCGAGAUGGAAGAGAGAGAGAAGAUGUUAAAUGCCGAGAACAAGGCGCUGGAGAAGGUGGAAGAAAGCGGGGAAGAGAAGAAAGUGAAGAGCGACAUCAAGGAGGGGAUGGAGGUGAAGCCGAAGAAGAUCCCGAUCGGGGGCAUACAGAUGCCGGGGUUCUUCACGAGGAGCAAGUCUAAGGAGAAGUGCAAAGACGACGACCAAGAGGUGGAGGGCUCCGAGCUGAUCGAAACCAAAGCCGCCUCCGAGGAUGUGCCCCCUCAGACGCGCAUUAAGCUCCCCAACCCCUUCCGCAAAUCCAAAAUCCUGGGCGAAGAAGACAGCGACAAACCCCCUGAAACCAAAGAGAAGAAGAAGCUCCUGGACACGAUCCGCCUCCCCCUGGUGUCAGUUUUCCCCAGAAAGAAGAAAGACGACCAGAAACUGGAGAGCCAGACCGCGCAGGCUGGUCUAGCCUCCAUGGAAACUCUAGACGACAAAAGUACGGACGAUAAGGGUAACGACGAAAUGAAGACUGUGAACUUGGACGAGAAAAAAGACUUGGAGGCGCAGGAGGCCGUCGAGGAGACCACCUGGAGGCAGAACCUCAAGACCUACAGGGUGGCCAUCAGUGCUGUGCUCGUUUUUGUGUUGAUUUUGAUCAUUGUGGCUGUGGCGAUCCCCAGAAUGUCCCUGAAGGAGGCGCUGGUCAAGGAUGGACGGUUCGUGGAAACCGUGACCAGCUGCGGGAAAGUCGAAGGGCUUGUUGAAGACAGCGCCAUCGCCUUCCGCGGCAUCCCCUACGCCCGCCCGCCCACCGGCUCGCUGCGCUUCAAGUACGCCCAGCCCCUCAACAACAUCGACUUCUGCUGGAACGACACCUUCAAGGCGCACAACGCCAGCGCCCCCUGCUUGCAGAUCCACAGCGACGGCGCCGUCUCGGGCACCGAGGACUGCCUCACCCUCGACGUCAUCACCCCCUACGUGCGCUACACCGACCCGCUGCCCGUUAUCGUGCUCAUCGGCGCCGACAGCUUCAUCGGCGACUCCCCCGGGAAGCUGCGUCCGUCGGCCCGCUACGCCCGCUCCAAGGACGUGGUGUUCGUGCGGCCUAAUUUCCGCCUGGGGGCGCUGGGUUUCCUCGCCCUGGACGUGCUUUCCCAGUCGGAUUACCCGCACACGUCGGGUAACUACGGGUUGUCGGAUAUCCUGGAGGCGCUGAAGUGGGUGCAGUUGAACAUCCAGCACUUCGGCGGGGACAAGGAAGCCGUGACGCUGCUGGGGCACCGCGCCGGGGGGACGAUGGUGACGGCGCUGGCGACGCUCCCGGACGCCGAUAAGUACUUUGCGAGGGCGUGGGCGGCGUCUGGAGGGGCGCUGUUCCCGAAUAAAACGCGCCAUGAGGCGGAGAACGAAAACGGGACUUUUUUGCAGCUGGUGGACUGCAAGGAUGCGGAGUGCUUGAGGGGGCUGGACGCGGAGGAGCUAGUGAGGGCGGUGGAGGACACGUGGAGGAAGCCGCAGCCGGACUUGCCGAGCCCGGACGAGGAACCGGCGAAGAGGCACGAGUGGCUGGUGCUGGACGGGCGGAUCUUGAAGGAGUACCCCGCGGAGGCGUGGACCAAAAAAAAAAUCAACCUGGUUGUCGGGAGCACGGCUCACGCCGGCGCUUCCCAGAAGCUCCUCCUCAAGCACAAAGAGUGGACUCCGUUUCUGGUGAAGAAACACAUCCAGGACUCUUUUCUUUCGACUAAGAACUUAUCAGAAAGUGCCCUAAAGCUCUACCCUCACACCUACAAAGGUCUCAGCGCCAUGAUCUCGGACAUACGCACCGUGUGUCCUUUACUGGCUAUCACCAGCAAAAUGCAGGAAGUCCCGUUUUAUGUGGUGACGCAGCCGCGGGGCGAGCAAGACGUGGCGGACGUCGACUCCGACAUGGACGCCAUUUUGGGGCGGUACGAGCCGAAGACGCCCGAACAGAAGCGGUUUUUCUCGGCGAUGCAGGGGCUGUUUUACCACUACGUGUGGUUCGGGACGGUGGAGCACGGCGAGCUGGGGAAGCGGAUCCUGGUGGUGGGUCAGGAUAUUCUGGCCGACGCCAGGUACUCACACUGCGCCUUUUGGAUCAAUAAAGGCGUGGUUUUACCGUAUGCAGCUCUUGAUUAAUUUAUUGUAUGUGUACGACGGCCGCGGGUGGGGGCGGCGGCGGCCGCCCCCACGCGGGGCCGUUUUAGGCCUAAUUUUUGAUCUCUUAUACAUCAUUGUUGAAAAUUUGCCAAAUGUACGACACGUUUUUAUACUCAAAUUAGGUUUAGCAAUAAAUGUGAAGCUUGGAAUGUACUGAGAUGAAGUCCAAUUUAAUCGUAAUUACCCGAUAUUAUAUUUUGUAUUUUAUUUAUAUGAGCUUUUGUAACGAUAUACACCUUGUACUUGAUUCUGUGAAUCGAUUUUAUUUAUGAACGAAAUGUACCUUUUCUAUUUACUUAAUAAAUGAUAUUGAUUGUA
Molecule: messenger RNA, 2662 nt
Organism: Zophobas morio
Lineage: Eukaryota; Metazoa; Arthropoda; Insecta; Coleoptera; Tenebrionidae
Product: neurotactin
Exons: 5
Coding region: 122-2323 (733 amino acids)
Source: RefSeq, a predicted model, not a curated record